GACGCACCAUCUUAUCCUCUUCAUACCGCUCUUUUUAUCUGCUACGAAGUUGUGCUGUAGAGAGAGCAACAAAGAGCAGAGAGAGGAGAGAAAAUCCCACCAAUGGCAAUGGCGGUGAACUGCGCCACUUCUUCUUCGUUGAUGAUCACGAAACCAUCUCAGACAUCCUUCUCCUUCUUCCCCUCCAGGAAAACCCCUUUUCUCGGAUUCUCGUUCGCGGCUUCAUCCAAACUGUUUGUUCAGUCGAACAGGGUGUCCAAGAUUUGCUGCCAAGAAAAAGAGGCUCUUGUACCGGCGCCGCAGCAGUGGAUGUUUGACGAUCUUACUGGCCCUGAUGUAUGGAAUAAAACAUGGUAUCCAAAGGCUGCAGACCAUAUUAACACAAGUAAGACGUGGUAUGUAGUGGAUGCAACUGACAAGAUUCUAGGAAGACUCGCUUCAACAAUUGCCAUUCACAUCAGGGGAAAGAAUCUAGGAACUUUCACUCCUAGUGUGGACAUGGGAGCAUUUGUGAUAGUGGUCAAUGCCGAGAAGAUUGCUGUAUCUGGAAAGAAAAGGACACAGAAACUCUACAGGAGGCACUCAGGAAGACCUGGUGGGAUGAAAGUGGAAACUUUUGAUCAGCUUCAGAAGAGAAUUCCUGAAAGAAUUAUUGAACAUGCUGUCCGCGGAAUGCUUCCUAAAGGGCGGCUUGGGAGAUCAUUGUUUAACCAUCUUAAGGUUUACACCGGUCCAGACCAUCCUCAUGCAGCCCAGAAACCCAUUGAGUUGCCCAUAAGGGACAAGAGGAUACAAAAACAGGCAUAGCUUUGAGAUUGGAACCAUUAGAUGCUACUUUUCAGCUGUUCAUACAUGUCCCAUUAUUCAUGGUUUAGCAAGCGUGUUCACUUCGUCUCUCUUGUAACGCAAAAGCACAUCAGUGACCUUUCACGAUUUUGCUGAGGUAUUUAAUCACAAUCAUGAUUAUGUUAAUAGCAAGCUCCUUCACUCAAAUUCAUGUUAGGUGGUGAUGUUAUUUUGUUCUGCAAAUAGUUAAGAGUUUGUUCUUUCUCCUC
Sesamum indicum (sesame) is the source of this 1055-nucleotide messenger RNA. Its product is annotated as Ribosomal protein L13 family protein. Gene Ontology annotation, cellular component: cytosolic large ribosomal subunit; ribosome. The record is from RefSeq and is a predicted model, not a curated record. Gene Ontology annotation, molecular function: mRNA binding; structural constituent of ribosome. NCBI's taxonomy places the organism in Eukaryota, Viridiplantae, Streptophyta, Magnoliopsida, Lamiales, Pedaliaceae. Gene Ontology annotation, biological process: negative regulation of translation; translation.